Messenger RNA from Episyrphus balteatus (marmalade hoverfly), 1946 nucleotides. Its product is annotated as peroxidase-like. Gene Ontology annotation, molecular function: heme binding; peroxidase activity. Gene Ontology annotation, biological process: response to oxidative stress. The transcript has 8 exons. The coding region runs from base 1 to 1911 and encodes 636 amino acids. Lineage: Eukaryota; Metazoa; Arthropoda; Insecta; Diptera; Syrphidae. The record is from RefSeq and is a predicted model, not a curated record.
AUGACUGUUAUUAAAUCAAUACUACUUCUGCAAAUUUUAAUCCUAUCGUUGUUGCAAAAUGUGAAAGAAGUGCACACAUCAUGUCCAUUCCAUGAUUUAUUUGCUGGUAACGCUGCUGCUUCAACACAAACCACAACACCCCCAAGAGGAGAUUUUUGCAAUCUGGGACCAACAACAUGUGAGGAUACCAACUAUCGAUCUAUAGAUGGAUCUUGCAACAAUUUGGCUAAUCCUCUUCUUGGCAUGGCCAAUUACAAAUUCUCACGACUAUUACCAGCGAAAUAUAGCGAUGGAAUACAUCAACCAACUGGCUCACUUGCAGGAGGACCAUUACCAAAUGCAAGAUCUAUAUCGUUAUCGUUAUUCGGCGAACGAGAUGUUCCAGAUCCAGAUUUUUCACUCAUGAAUAUGCAAUGGGGUCAAAUAGUUGCUGGAGAUUUCAGUCGGGUAUCAAAUGGUUCUACAUCAAAUCGUUUCGUCCGUUGUUGUUCACAUGAUUUUCGUUACCUCGAAAGGAACCCUGAAAUUUGUUUUAAUCUUGAUAUUCCACCCGAAGAUCGUUUCAAUUUACAAUACGGAAAUGAAUGUAUGGAUUUCAUUAGAACUUUAACCGAUGAAGGUACAAAUUGUAAUUACAAUGGCGGACCAGUAGAACAAUUGAAUGCAGUUACCAGUUAUAUGGACUUGUCGAUAUUGUAUGGUAACACAAUGUCGGCAAUUAGCAGUGUACGUACUUUUCAAAGAGGUCGAUUGAAUGUUGAAGAACGAAACGGUUACCAAUGGCUAAUGAAGAAUCCAAUGCCAACCGUAUUCUGUAAUAUUGAUGAUGAAAAUGGAAUUUGUUAUGCAGGUGGUGAUAUACGAGUGAAUUCAUCACCAGGUGUUACCAUUUUGACAACAAUGCUUUUGCGUGAACACAAUCGUUUAGCUGGUGAAUUGGAAAAAUUGAAUCCCCAUUGGACAGAUGAGCUGUUAUUUCAGGAAGCUAGAAAAAUUUUAACUGCACAAUACCAACACAUUAACUACUACGAAUUGAUGCCAAUAUUUUUGGGUCGUGAGAAUAUGCUGAGAAAUAAGUUGAUCUAUGAUGUGGCCGAGGAUUGCCAUGUCAAUGAUUAUGAUCCUAAUGUUGAUGCGACUACUCUUAAUGAAUUUACUACUGCUGCUUUCAGACACUUCCAUUCGCAAUGCGAGGGUCGUUUGGAUUUGAUCUCCGAAUUGAGAAAUGUAGAUGCUUCUGUGCGUUUACGUGAUUGGUUCAAUAAACCUGAAAUUAUUGAAUUUGGUGAUAACUUCGAUUCGCUUUCUAGAGGAAUGGGAUCGCAACCGCAACAACUUACUGACAACAAUAUUGAUGUAGAGAUUAAACAUUUUUUGUUUCCAAGGGGCAAACCAUUUGGUUUGGAUCUUCGUGCAAUCGAUACUCAUCGUGGUCGCGAUCAUGGUUUAGCUUCCUACAACGAUUUAAGAGAAUAUUGUGGUAUCAAGAGGGCCAACAAUUGGGAGGAUUUCUUAGAUCUCAUUAAUCCUUAUAGUGUUGAAGGAUUAAAAGCUUUUUAUAAAAGCCCUGAAGAUGUUGAUCUAAAUGUUGGUGCAGCAUUAGAGGAUUUUGUACCUGGAACACUGGCUGGUCCAACAAAUUUAUGCAUUUUGAUUGAACAGUUUUAUAGAACUCGAGUUGGUGAUCGGUUUUUUUACGAGAACGAUAAUCCUAAGACCGGAUUUACAAAAGAGCAACUUAGAGAGAUUCGCAAGGCAAGUGCGGCUAGAAUAAUGUGUGAUAAUGGAAAUCAAAUUCAGACAAUGCAGCCUAGAGCUUUCAUUUCUGUUUCAAAAACGAAUCCUAUCGUACCGUGUGAGGCACUUCCGACACUUGACUUGUCUAAAUGGAUUGAUAGAACUCAAACAUAAUCUAUAAUAAUCUAUUUGUAGAUAAAUAAAUAAAU